This is a messenger RNA of Liolophura sinensis, 1627 nucleotides long. RefSeq lists its product as uncharacterized. The transcript is spliced from 6 exons. Bases 574 to 1179 code for a protein of 201 amino acids. The record is from RefSeq and is a predicted model, not a curated record. NCBI's taxonomy places the organism in Eukaryota, Metazoa, Mollusca, Polyplacophora, Chitonida, Chitonidae.
AAGGCGAAGAGUGUAGUAGUUGCUACGUACAGGACGUGAAAAGAAAGUGGUUAACAUUUGCCAGAUAUGCCAAGUCUCUUGAGUGCACUAGCCAUAAUUCAAUUCAACUCCGACAGCCGUUUUUCGAGGAACCGUGAGUUGGCGACAAAGCGCGCAGUGAAUUUCCCUCUUCGUUAACCUGGUACAGUGUGAUUGGUGCGUGACGUUUAGUCCGAAUUUCAGAAGGUGAACUGAUACCGAAUAUUACUUUCCCGUAUCGGGCAAAUAUUUGAGAAGAAGAGGGCGGCGAACAGUGAAAAUACGUCAUAUUCAAGGUUUCCUUAGUGAUCUGAGAGCGGCCUACAUAACUGCAAUACACGCGUGCGUGUGUGUCCUUAUAUAUGCACACACACGCAUACACGUUGUAGCCAUAAACGUUGAAAUAACCCGAGGAAACUGUGCUUACACUAAUUCCGUGGACUUUUUUUUCAGCUAGGUCGAGAAAGAUCUUGAAUAACAAUCAGGAAAAGCGAUUCCAGACUUCCAGGUUCACAACGUUGGAAGCCAGCAGCCUUGUUUUCGAUUCGCAUUGAAAUGAAUUCACUAUAUAGUUUGACCAUAGUAUCCACGGUGUUAAUCGCGGUACUACUAGCCGAGGAAACGUUAGAAGAGGAUAAAAACAGAAUUCGGGACUCCGUCAGAUUUCUACAGCGACUAGAGAACACUCGUCAGAAUGUGGCUGCUCUCCGCGACAACAUCAUCAGUCUAGACGGGGAUCUACAACACGAGCAAAAGCGAACCUGUAGUGUUGGCCUGAACAGUGAUUCCUGUAAGACAAUGGCAGUGGACGAUGCCAUGAACGCCUUAGAUUGGAUGUCAAAUGGCUUUAGCCCUGGAAAGCGGAGCGCUGAGAAAACGCGUGACUUGGCCAGGACCGAAGCGAUGCUAAGGGAGAUAAUCCGGAGGCGUCAGUCGAUGCGCAGCCUCAAGUCAUUGCUGGAUCAGACUGAAAACCACAUCUUACGGGAAAGCAAAAGAACGUGUCGAAUGAACCUGGGUGGUCAUUGUCAGACAGAACUGGCUUCAGCCAUCGCAGAGCAGUGGCACUACCUCAACUCUCCGAAUAGUCCUGGGCGGAAACGGAGAGACACGAGCUUACUGGAGAAACUGCUCGCGAUAAGUCCAUCGACGUCAGCGUAAUAGUGCGGACGAUAAAGCCUUGUUCGCACUGAAGAGAUCCGACUACAGUCCGCUGACUAGGAAGAGGCUGUAAGAGACCUUUACUUUGAUCACCAAGUUUUUCAUUGUUACAUUAAUGGCGGGUUGGCCCAGUAUGACAUAAAAAGAUAUUACGCCCUUCCGUGGCAUCUUUGACAACUAUCAGUGAGCACUCUACGAAGUCUUCUCGCCAGCUGAAGUAGAUGCCCGAGCAAUUUCUUCGAUGGGGACAUUUGAAGCAACAUAGUCAUUUAAAAUGAAAGACAUAAUAUGUAUUAAAUUGAAUACCUUCUUCUUUCAAACAGAUAUUCUUCAUUGCAUUUGCAUUCUUUUAAACUGAGAACCACCAAAGCUUUUCAAAACUAUACAUCUCAGCUGAAUUAUUAUAAUAAAUGAUUUAUCAUCUUAAUAUAAUCAAAUAUACAUUUAC